CUUCCUGUUGAUGCAAAAAUUGCAGCAGCAACUGUCUGACACAUCUGGACUGGAGAGGGGGGGAGGCCUGGCUGUAGUGUUAGCGAACUACUGAGGGGAAUGGACAACGUUUAAUGCUAAUCUGCAAGACGGCUGUCAAACUGGAGAAACAUAUCCAAGAAAUGGACGACGACAGCUACAUCGAAUUUGAUGUGCCGGAGUUCAGUAACACUGUUCUGACCCAGCUCAAUGAGCUGCGGCUGCAAGGGAAGCUGUGUGACAUCAUUGUUCACAUUCAGGGCCAACCAUUUCGAGCCCACAAGGCUGUGCUGGCAGCUAGUUCACCCUACUUUCGUGACCACUCAGCUCUCAGCACCAUGAGUGGCCUUUCCAUCUCGGUCAUCAAAAGCCCUGAGGUAUUUGAACAGCUUCUUGCAUUUUGCUACACAGGCCACAUGUCUCUGCAGCUCAAGGAUAUUAUCAGUUUCCUCACUGCUGCCAGCUUUCUGCAGAUGCAGGCCAUCAUUGACAAGUGUACCCAAAUCCUGGAGAGCAUCCACUCCAAGAUCAGCCUCCCAGUUAGUGUCUGUAGCCCAGAGAAGGACGACAUGCAGACCAGCCGUAAUGGGGUCAAUGAUAGCAACCUCUUUGUAAACCCUACCCAGAUCUCCCCCCCUUACUACUCCCGGCAGAGCCAGGCAGGACAUGGCUUGGGCCGGGGACGACAGCAGCAAGAGGAAGGCCAAUCAGACCGUGGCAGUAGUGAUAGUGUGUCAGAGCAUGAUACUCCCAUGGAGGGAGAAACAGAGCAAGUGGAACUGAUAGGCAAAGAUGGGCAAGUAACAGAUGUGCACGUGAAGGUAGAGAAGACCGACAGGCCCACUUACUCAGAUAGUUCUUCAGCGGGUGAUGAUGGUUACCACACAGAAUUGGUUGAUGGAGAACAGGUAUUGGCUGUUAGUGUGGGUUCUUACUGUCCUGUUAUCCAGCCUGCUGCCUAUUCUUACUCAGGGCUGUCCUCCCCAUGCUUUGUCAACCUUAGCAGCUCCAGUCCUUCUCGCUCCAUGCUCAGUGGCUUCAGGGGUGGGCGAGCCAGGGCAAAGCGCCCCCUGGCCAUCCCAGCAGGAGUGUUGAGUCAUAUCAAACCAGGCUCAGAUGACAGCGAAUCAGCUGUGGGACCCACAGGGUUGGAGAAUGAUGUGCGAGAGCGUAGCUUGCGGAGCCAGUGGUACCCCUACAAUGAGAGACUCAUUUGCAUCUAUUGUGGAAAGACCUUCAAUCAGAAAGGGAGCCUGGACCGCCACAUGCGCCUGCACAUGGGAAUCACUCCUUUUGUUUGCAAAUUCUGUGGCAAGAAGUACACAAGGAAAGACCAGCUGGAGUACCACAUCCGUGGCCACACGGACAACAAGCCCUUUCACUGUCAGAUCUGUGGCAAAUGCUUCCCAUUUCAGGGCACCCUUAACCAGCACCUGAGGAAGAAGCACAUGGGAGCAUCAGAGGUCAGCAAUCAUAUGGACUCUCCAGAGAGGACGGAGGGAAGCUCAGGUCAGAAGGACCAAGAGGAUACGUCUGAGGGGAUGGCCUUUGAGGCGCAAUAUGCAGAAGAGGCACCAGCCAAUGAAAUAGAGGAAAGUUCAAAAUGCAGCCCUGAGGAGGCCCAAGCAUCGAGAUGUGAUUUUUAGGUCCUGCUUCAGGUUAAGGAAGCUUUAAAAAAAUGUUUAUCUCAACUCAAGUUAAAGGACUUUUUCUUUUUGAAUCAGCUCCCUCUACUAUGGACAUUUCUCGCAUAAAGGGUUUCUGUCAGUUUUGUGAAAGUUAGUUGUUGAAUGCAGAGAGUAAAUGGGUGCUUUCCAGAAAUUUGAUUCUUUCAAGCAAAGGGAGUAACAACUUACUAUUGAGGAGGUCCCAAUAAUCAAGACCCCCUAAUUGAUUUCUCUUUUUAUCUUUCCAUGUUUUUUAAAACAUAUUUACAGAGUUAUAUAGGCAUGUUGCAAUAAUUGAUAAUGUGAAAGCUCUGGUAAGAUGUUUGUCAUAUCACCUUUUUACCUGACCUGUUUUUGCACAUGUGGCCACAGGAGGUCACUUACUCACAAGGAAUGAUUUUUCUGCCAGUGCAAAGCUUCGUGUGACAUAUCCGUUCAAUACCUCAUGAUGCAACUACAUACUCAUAACAGACAGUAUUUUAACUUAAAUGAAACUCACCAGGUUCUACCUCAUAGCCAAGAACCUACCAGGCACAGAUGUGUUCACCGUUUGAAAUCUGUUUUAGGUUGUAUGUACAGUAUCUUAUUGCCAAACCUUGUAAAGAAUAUUCUCUCAACACAAAGCCUUGAUACUUAGGGGAAAUAUUCCUUGCUGAUUGUAUGGAUCGGGGACAAAGUCCUUGUCAAUUGUUUCAUGGUCAGCCAGGUUAAAACGAUGAUUAAGAAGGUGCUAUGUUAGGAGUGCAUUAAAUUUGCUAGCGUACUUGUGUGUUGGUUUUUGGCAAAUGCAGAGAACAGAGUAAGAGAAUGGCCCUGCAUACUUUCAAGCUAUGAUUUUGCUGUCUUAUACCGUUCGUUCUACAAAACACUUAAGGAUUUUAUCUCUCAUCACUACUGGAGAUCUCACUCUGUUGGCCAAGGUGGUUUUAGAUGCUUUCAUCCAUGUAAUGGGUGAAUUACGUCCAUACAGUCAAGUCAUUUAUAUUCCUCUAUACUCUGAUGGCAGAUUUAUACUGAACUAUUGUAUGUAUUUUUUUCCUGAGGUAGGCUUCUAGGUCAAUACUCAGCGUCUAACUGGGACAAGAGUACUCACUGUCAACUCAGCACAGGAGGAACAGCUCUGGAACUGUUCACAUAAAUCAGUAUAGUAUACUAGUCUGAAUAAUAUGCAAACAGAAAGAACAAAGGAAUCUCAGCCAUUUUGACAUGGUUUUUCUUACAUUAUUUAAAAGAGCUAUUGGUUUGUUUCCUUUUUUCUUAUUCUGUCCUACCUUUUAUGAUGGGAUGAUUGACCUUUGUUCUCUGCAUUGGUUGGGAUCAAAUGCAGACUUGGAACAUGUUUUCCUUAUUUUAUCAAUCCUACUUCAUGGCGUUGACAUAGAUGCGGCAUAGCUAGUUUAAGGCUAAAAGGUAAAUGUUGUUAGAGGUAGCUGGUGAUCCAAAGUAUUUAUGCACUUUGCAGAGUUAGUGAGUGGGAUGGGAGCUGUACUAGUGAUAAAAUGUACUAAUCUCUGUUUUAAUUCUGAUGCAGCAGCAGCAGUGUCAGAGUAGUACUUGUUUCACAGCAGCGAUUUUUUUUUUUUUUUUUUUUUUUUUUUCAGUAAAAAUGUUGUGAAGUUUGAUAAGACUCUGCAAUCACAUAAAUACUAACGUCUACAAAUCUUGCAUAUGGCAACAUUGUAUUUUAUCUAUAAUAUUAGAACCAUGGGGAUCCGGGAUGGGGCUGUUUUUAGCAUAUAGAGAGUUGGUUGUAUUUCCAUUCUGAUUUAAAAGAAUCUACAUUCACAGUAAAUACAGAAAGGCAUUUAGAAGGCCUGAUUGAUUAUCUUGUCGAUAUUCUGCAAAUUUAAAGCUCAGCUGGGUGGUUCCUUUUGUGCUGUCCUGCUUUCUUUUUUACCAUCCAGCUAUUUAAUGCCUUUUUUGAAGAGAACCUGCUAAAUGCUUUUAUUCUGUCCUAUCUGGUCCAUGAUGAAUUUGUGUCAAUUAAUUGAGUUUGAUUAUUUUACAGUUUUCAUAUAAUUUCUACUUGGUGUGUGUUUGGUGGGAGAAUAUUGAAUUUUGUUGCUCAUGUCCAAUGUUACGUCAAGAGUGCAGUCCGAAUGUGCGGUCGUCGUUUUCACUCGUUGACAGUUAAGAUAGCAAUCCAAAAUUUAGGAUAUUUUGCAAAGAUCGGUAUAGCUAGCUUUUCGUUAUUUUUUUGUGUAAGGAUUAAUCACAAACACUUUUGGUCAUUAUCACCCACAGUCUGUCAACCUAUACCUAUAGAUGAAUGUUUACUAAAUCAAGUUUAUUUCUGUCAGCCGCUGUUAUGAUGUGCAGGUUUGACAGCCGAUCUGACCUCAGCAAAAUCAGUCGCUGACUAUUUGAUUGAUUUUGAUUCUGCCUAUGAUGAUUCUUGCCAUUCACUUAGAAAAAAAGGAGGAAAUGCAUACUGUCUUGCAUAAUUGUCGGUAAUGUUUUGUGAGUAAUAGGCACAAACUGCUAAAACAAUUUCGUGCCAAGAGUUCACACCAAAGACUAAUAGGUGAUUUUUAACAGUAUGUUUUGACUGUAUUGCAUAAUUGAAUGCUCAUUAAGAAGAAUAGGUUUUUAAUUUAAUGUAGGACUAGUCCAUUGCUAUUUGCAAGGAAUGUAGGCCUCCCGGCUUAUAACAAUCACUUGUGUAAAAUUUGAACAAUUUGCUAAGAAGACAUUAAGCAGCAAAAUCAUAAAGAACAUCAUAUAUAUUAAGCCAUACAAAAGCUGACGAUAUAAAAGUUGUGCAAUACGUAUUGUAAUUGUUUAAAGCCAAUGUAAACAACAGAGAGAAUACUUCACAAAAAGUGGCAUCUUAAACUUAGUGCCUUGCCACAAGCUUUACAUUUUAGACUCUGGCACUUAGACUCCUGUGCCUCUUUCAUUUUUAAUUUGAUUGACUAGAGAGAUUAUAACAAAAUAUGGCCACAUCAUUUAUUGUAAAGUGGUACCAAGAAUGAAUAGAAAUAAAUUAAUGUCAUUGUUGUCCAUUUUGUAGUUUUUAGUCCUGCCCCCUGUUGUUGCUUAUAAUAAUUUGAUUUAGGGUUUUUUUGUUUGUUUUUGUUUUGUUUUGUUUUGUUUUUUGUCAUGGGAUGGGAAACAGAUUAAACUGAUUUUGUAGCAAUUGAUCACAAUCAAAUGAGGCAGACUUGUUCCCUGCAAGCCAUUGCCCCCAUGUUUAGAGACUAUACUGUAUCCCUCCUCUCCAGCCACUGAGGACAAUCUUAGUAAUGUACUGUAGUUGUAGGCAUUUCAAUGAAGGAAGGAGAUGCAUGAGAAACAAAUCUACUUCCUCCCUGUUCUCUUGGAGCAUCUUGCAGGGGAACAGCUGGUAAUAAACUGAAUAUUUGUGGAGAAACAAAAAAGCUUCCCUCAUAUACUGUAGCUGAAUUGCACGUUGCCCAACCACAAAAUUGUAUAAAAUUGCCAAUGGAUAAUUUUUAACUUGAGUUUUCUUUUAAUUGUGUCAUCGAUUGUGCACUUACAGUUUUUCGUUGACAGUACGUACCAAUUCCAUCCAGGAAGUAUAGUUUUUUCUCAGUAGUUACCCUUAAGGGACUCAGCUAUAAUGGCCUCAAUCACUUUGGUAGGGACCUUUUCCCCUUAAAUGGUGCUUUUAGACUAGUCAGGUUAUAGAUUUUUUUCAUAUCAAGAGUAAACAAGUCCAUGUCUUCAUCAUAGGUGAAAGGAGGGGAAAUUGUUUAAAUGCUUUUCAUGAACUAUAGUUACUUAUGUGAUAGUACACAACUACAGAACCAGCUGAACUUGACACACUCGAAUUGACUCGUUGUCAGCUCUUAGUUCCACACCUCUGAGAGGAACAGGAAAUGCAUUAUGGGCCACAAGUAAUCAAAAAGAAGUGUUUACAGGGAAGGCUGUCAGACUACUUUUUUGAAAUUGCAGCUCGUCCUAUUCCUUUUAUAAUAAACUCACUUCAGGUAGUUCACGAACACUGAUACAGGCUUAGAAAGAAAUCUUAAGUCUUCCAUAGCUUUUCUGUCAGUUUCUGUCCACUGUGUAUUAUGGAGGAAAAAAGCAAUAACCUUUUUAAAAAUGGUGUAUUGGGAUCAUCAAGCCUAUUGAAAUAUUGGCCUGUCAUAUAUCUAACAAACUGAAUGUCAGGGAGCUGUUAAAUUGAAGUAGGACCAGAACAAUUUGAUAUUGAUUCAUUUUUAUAUAUUUUCUGAAACUUGGACAGGUUGACUUCCUCUUCAGAAAAUAUAUAUAAAUGAUAAGUGGUGUUGCUUGCUGUUGUUCUAAAUGCUCGUCAAAAUCCAGUGGUAGUCAGUAAACUGCAACACAAGAACUGAGCGCGUGGUUCAGUCAUCAAACUCACUGGCACUGUACAGAGUUGCACCUCCAGCUGUGUCAAAUAAUGAAAGGGAUUUUGGGCUGUAUAGCCACUGUUUAGGAGUGGGCUUAUCUGUUGUCAUGUUGAGCUUCACCGAUCUCCUUUGGCUCCUCAGGCACUGAGACUGUAGUUGUAGUUGUUCAGGAUCAGAGGGGAAGACUUCAGUCUAGCUAUUGUCCCUUUUCAUUUCACAACUUCCUAAACUCUGCACUAUAAUGUCUCUGGCUCAUGUAUUUGGUGACAAGGCAAAAAAAAAAAACUAAAAACUUAGAACUCAGGGUAUAUAGUGUUGAAAGUGGUCUCAUUGGACAUACAGUACAUCUUAUGUCCAUAGUAUAAUUGUGCACUUCUCUUCAGGUGGGGAAAGUCCUCAGUCAGUGGUUCCCAAACAUUCUGCCUCAAGGUCUCAAUGAGCCCAUAUUUUCCACAGAGCUGAAGCUUGAAGAGCACUGGAGACCAUGAACUGAACCAUGAUAGCAGAAAUGCCCUAGCUCCUGUUUUGUCCACUCUACACACAACCUCACAACCCAACUGUGAACCUCAGAACUCUACUGUUUUGUACAACUAUGAAGUAAAUGAAGCUAGCUAGAGCUGAUGUAUCUAUUGCCAUUUAUGAAUUUAUUUUAUAGCAUGAAAUAAAAAUAUAUUUAUUCAAAUUAUAUAUUUUACUCAUAAUCAUUCUGUGCUGCUUCAUUUUGGUUCUUAAGCUUGUAAAUUGCUUUUUUAUUAUAUUAAAAAAAUGUC
Molecule: messenger RNA, 6795 nt
Organism: Xiphias gladius (swordfish)
Lineage: Eukaryota; Metazoa; Chordata; Actinopteri; Istiophoriformes; Xiphiidae
Gene: zbtb34
Product: zinc finger and BTB domain containing 34
Exons: 2
Coding region: 114-1664 (516 amino acids)
Biological process (GO): regulation of transcription by RNA polymerase II
Molecular function (GO): DNA-binding transcription factor activity, RNA polymerase II-specific; RNA polymerase II cis-regulatory region sequence-specific DNA binding; protein binding
Source: RefSeq, a predicted model, not a curated record